AUGAGUUCUUAUUUUGUCAACUCGACCUUCCCGGUGAGUCUGGCGGCGGGGCAGGAGCCCUUCCUGGGACAGAUCCCGCUAUAUCCCUCGGGCUAUGCGGAUCCUUUGAGGCACUACCCCACCACCUAUGGAGCCACCGGCGUCCAGGAGAAGGGCUACCCCUCCUCUCCUUACUACCAGCAAAGCAACGGAGCCUACAGCCCGGACUGCGCGCAGAGCAAAACUGUGUUCGGAGAGAGCGAGGAGCAAAAGUGUUCCGCCCCGGUUUACCCCUGGAUGCAGCGGAUGAACUCUUGCAAUAAGUUUGGGCAGAUCGAUUCACUUCAUUAUUGCUUAAACGCUCGGCUCGAUUACAGUUGCCGCUUCAACCGCUACCUGACUCGGCGCCGGCGGAUCGAGAUCGCCCAUUCCCUCUGCCUGACGGAACGGCAGAUCAAAAUUUGGUUCCAGAACCGCAGGAUGAAGUGGAAAAAAGAGAAUAAAUUGCUCAACUCCUCGCAACUGAGCGCGGAGGAGGAGGAAGAGAAAGCAGCGGAGUGA
Molecule: messenger RNA, 540 nt
Organism: Tauraco erythrolophus (red-crested turaco)
Lineage: Eukaryota; Metazoa; Chordata; Aves; Musophagiformes; Musophagidae
Source: RefSeq, a predicted model, not a curated record